Messenger RNA from Linnemannia hyalina, 1146 nucleotides. The record is from the annotation of a GenBank genome assembly. Lineage: Eukaryota; Fungi; Mortierellomycota; Mortierellomycetes; Mortierellales; Mortierellaceae.
AUGGGCAUCCUUCCUACCUCCGACAAGUUCCCCGUCCUCGUCGUCCUCAACCCACACUCUGGACGCAAACAAGGCCUCGAAGCCUGGGAGAACACCGUCAAGCCGGCCCUCAACGCCGCCAACAAACCCUUCCGUCUUAUCGAAAGCAACUCCCAGGGACAUGUCAUCUCCUACUUUGCGGAUAACAUCAAACCCAUCAUCACCGACCUCGCCCAGUCCCUCAGCACCGUCACCCCAGGAGCUGGCGACGAUGAAACGAUCGUAUACCCAACAUCUGCCAAGCUGCAGAUCAUUGUCUUGGGUGGCGACGGGACCGUUCACGAGAUCGUCAAUGGCAUCCUGAAGGGCGUUGAGGGCACCGGCUUUGUGACGGAUGCCUUCCGCCCGGAGGUCGAGUUCUCAGUUAUCCCCACGGGUACAGGAAACGCCAUCUCGACCAGCCUUGGCGUGACGAGCGUGCAGGACGCGGUCGAUCGCUUUAUUACAGGAAAGACAGUCCCACUGCGUUUGAUGUCCGUGGUCACACAAACAUUGCAACUCUACACGGUCGUCGUCAACAGCUAUGGCCUUCAUUGCGCAACCGUCUAUGACUCGGAAGAGUUCCGCCACUUGGGCAACGAUCGCUUCCGCCAAGCGGCCAUGAAGAACGUUGAGAACCUGAAGCAGUACGAGGGCAAGCUGUCGUUCUAUGGCCCCACCCAACGAUAUAACCGCGCCUCGGCAUCCCUUGUCGAUACUAGGGCCGAAAACGACAUUGCGCAGGCCGACAACAAAAGUGCCGCCGCCACACUUACUUUGUCAGGACCAUUCACCUACCUCCUCAUCAGCAAACAGGCAUCCCUCGAGCCAGGAUUCACUCCAACACCCUUUGCAAAGACAUCUGACGACUGGAUGGACGUCUUGGCAGUCCAAAAUGUGGGCCAGGCCGAGAUCAUGCAGAUGUUUGGAUCCACAGCCACCGGAACCCAUGUGAACCAGGACCACGUCGAGUACAUCAAGGCAAGGACCAUUGAACUGGAGACCCCCACCCAAGGACGGCUCUGCAUCGACGGAGAGUUCUUGACUAUCGAGGCCGGAUCAGAGGGCAAGGUCCGUUUCGAGGUCACCUCUGAUCCCAACAUCCAAAUCUUUCACAUUUUUGCGUAG